Cynocephalus volans (Philippine flying lemur) is the source of this 954-nucleotide messenger RNA. Its product is annotated as olfactory receptor-like protein OLF3. NCBI's taxonomy places the organism in Eukaryota, Metazoa, Chordata, Mammalia, Dermoptera, Cynocephalidae. The transcript has a single exon. Gene Ontology annotation, molecular function: olfactory receptor activity; G protein-coupled receptor activity. The record is from RefSeq and is a predicted model, not a curated record. Gene Ontology annotation, biological process: detection of chemical stimulus involved in sensory perception of smell; G protein-coupled receptor signaling pathway. Gene Ontology annotation, cellular component: plasma membrane. The coding region runs from base 1 to 954 and encodes 317 amino acids.
AUGGAGCCAGAUAACCAUACAUGGGUGGGUGAAUUUAUUCUCCUUGGUCUAUCCAGUGACUGGGUCACUCAAGUCUUCCUCUUUGCUCUGUUCUUGGGCAUGUACCUACUUACAGUGCUGGGAAACCUUCUCAUUGCUCUUCUGAUCAGACUGGACAGUCGACUCCACACUCCCAUGUAUUUCUUUCUCACCAACCUCUCCCUUGUUGAUGUCUCUUAUGCCACAAGCAUAGUCCCUCAGCUGCUGGUGCAUUUUCUUGCAGAACACAAAGUAAUCUCAUUUGUGAGCUGUGCAGCCCAGUUAUUUUUCUCACUGGCUUUAGGUGGGAUUGAAUUUGUUCUACUGGCGGUGAUGGCCUAUGACCGCUAUGUGGCUGUGUGUAAUCCCCUGCGGUACUCAGUUAUCAUGCACGGAGGGCUGUGUGCUAGGUUGGCCAUCACAUCCUGGGUCAGCGGCUCCAUCAACUCUCUCAUGCACACUGCCAUCACAUUUCACCUGCCCUUGUGCACAAACAAGUAUAUUGAUCACAUAUCCUGUGAAAUACUAGCUGUGGUCAGGCUGGCCUGUGUGGACACCUCCUCCAAUGAGGUUGCCAUCGUGGUCUCUAGCAUCAUCCUGCUGAUGACACCCUUUUGCCUGGUUCUUCUGUCCUACAUCAGGAUCAUCUCCACCAUCCUAAAGAUCCAGCCCACAGAGGGAAGGAAGAAAGCCUUCCACACCUGUGCCUCUCACCUCGCAGUGGUUGCCCUGUGCUAUGGCAUGGCCAUUUUCACUUACAUCCAGCCUCACUCCGGUCCCUCUGUCCUUCAGGAGAAGUUGAUCUCUCUCUUCUAUGCCAUUUUCACACCCAUGCUGAACCCCAUGAUUUACAGUCUCAGGAAUAAGGAGGUGAAGGGGGCCUGGCAGAAACUAUUAGGGAAAUUCUCUGUGUUAACAUCAAAACUGGCAACUUGA